UGUUCUAGUUGGCACAAAGAUACCCUUUAUAAGAGAAGCUUGUUCCGCAUACAACACCGUCUAGACAUCCAGCCGCCGUGGCCUGAAUCGCAUCGACCGCGGCGUAUGAGCGCAUCUGCCAUCCCGGCACGGCAUCAUGACUCCAUCGCAACCGCUAUGGAUGUGCAUCUCACAAGCAAUCCCAUCUGCAACGCAUUGCGGGCGCUCUCGACUCGCCAAUCACCCCCCCCUCCCAGCUAACAUUCAUCGCCUCAACCACAGCCCUCACAAGGCCCUGAGACAACAGCGCGCACCUCAUUGGCCACGCGCACCCGCGACCCAGAAAUGCGAUCCGCAGGACGUUCCGCAGCCCUGCAUGUUGUCGAGCUGGAUUACCAUUUUCCCGCGCGAUUUUGGCCCAUUCGGCAUGUUGCUGUUCCAGGAGGGUGUCAGGUUCGGUGUGAGAUGGCGAUCUUGUUACGGCGCGGAGGUGAAACAGUGGUGGGGGGUUGCGGGAGGAGGGGCUUGGACUAGCGCAUGUCGCGAUUUUGUGAGGGUGGGUAUACUGGUGAGAUAUUGGUGCGUGGGCUGGGGUUGGUGUGUCAAGUUUUUUUUGGUGGUGCGUUUGGUGGUGGUGGUGUUGCGGGUUGGGUUGGCGGGUGGAAGGAUGUUGCCUUGUGGGUGCCUUGCUUUUCUGUCACGGUUUGCGCGGGUACUUGACUUGUCACUAGAACUGUAGCAGUAGAUCUUGUCGGCAAGUCGCUCAUUGUCGACACUGAUUUUCUCCCAAUCGUCUUAGUUGAGAUACUCGACUUGCGUCUUUUUCAUCCCCAUCCUUCCUACACACCAAAGACCCAACACCACAUUCCGAUCAUAAAAUACAUCUCGUCUUCUCUAGACUCGAUCAACUGCCUUCCUCCCAACAUCAUCCUCUCAUCCAACUCCCCAAUAUGGAGAAAUUCAACCCCCC
Molecule: messenger RNA, 949 nt
Organism: Dothidotthia symphoricarpi CBS 119687
Lineage: Eukaryota; Fungi; Ascomycota; Dothideomycetes; Pleosporales; Dothidotthiaceae
Exons: 1
Coding region: 137-718 (193 amino acids)
Source: RefSeq, a predicted model, not a curated record